AUGGCCCAACCAUUAGCACCUCCUUCGCCACCUACUACAACUACUUCAACAGGUCAUCACACCACGCACAAGAAACACAAUCGCCAUCAUGUUAAACGACGUUCAGCUGGUCGAGUCCAUGUCACCAAAUUGGCUCCCAUGGCGAGAGCUAACACUUCACAUACCGACACAGAGGCUGAUAUUGAGCACCAUGACAACAAUAAUGGCAACCAUAAGCGACCUCAUAUGCGUAGAUCACAGUCGCAACGUUCAUUAAACCGGCUUUCGAAUGGCGAAAGAAAAGGUGGAGGAGGAUUAACUGCACUAGCACCCAUUCAUCCAUCCAAGACAUCAUCUACUGUUGCUGCUGCUGCUGCUACCACAUCAUCACCACCCACUACCCCAUCACCACCACCUAGUGCAACUGAAAAUGAUGAAGAAGAGGAACAAAAACCAUCUCGACCCAAGAAACAACAACAACCACAACAACAACGUAGUAAACAAGAUGAGAAGGGACAAUCAUCAACAAUAGCGCCACGUAAAGAUAGCCCCGCGUUCUUUGUUUCAAGUCAAGCGCCCGCUGCACCUAUCGAACAAACAUUCAACGCAGUAGCCAAGAACCUUGUCUCAUCUAAUAAUACUUCAUCACAUACUUCGCUACCAUCCAUUCAACCAUCAUCCAAUCAUCGAUCUUCUCAACCAUUACGAUCCCAAUUCAUUGAUGAAACAAUCGAUAUCCACCACCAUCACCCUAAGCAACGUACACCGGUAUCAUCCACAGCAACAGCAACAACAACAACAGCUGAUGCGAAUGGGAAACGAUUAAGUAAUGUUGCAGCAGCAGCCAAUGCACAACCUCCCGGCAUGUCACGCACUCAACAAAAAUUACUUUUGCAACGACAACAUUGUUUAGUGGAUGAUGAGAACAACCUUGGUCACCCAAAGAAUAUGCGAAGACUUACUCGGGAAUUGGAACGCGUGGGUCGUGAAUACCAAUGCGUGAGACGCUAUCAUGAUCCAAUGAUGGAAAGUUUACAACGAUGUCUUGAGCAACAACAACAGCAGCAACAACAACCAAGAAUGAGAUUGAGCCAACGUACUCGAUCAUCAGCCGUAUUACCUACAUUCACCGAAUCAGCUGCAACGACCACUACAGCACAUCUUGAACCCCAUUAUGAGCAACGUCAAGCUAUUCAUCGUCGACAUUUACAAUUGAAAAUGAUGGCUCAGCAAGGACAUAGCCAUUAUCAUCCAGUGGAUCCUCCCCCAUCUCCCACUCAGUCAGCUGCUACAGGUACUUUGAAUAUCAUCCGUUGGAGUGCCGGCGUACUUUUGGAUCGUGUGUGGAAUGGCAGUAGUAGUAGUUAUAGUUAA
Messenger RNA from Lichtheimia ornata, 1353 nucleotides. RefSeq lists its product as uncharacterized. Gene Ontology annotation, cellular component: fungal-type vacuole membrane; TORC1 complex. Bases 1 to 1353 code for a protein of 450 amino acids. The transcript has a single exon. The record is from RefSeq and is a predicted model, not a curated record. NCBI's taxonomy places the organism in Eukaryota, Fungi, Mucoromycota, Mucoromycetes, Mucorales, Lichtheimiaceae. Gene Ontology annotation, biological process: TOR signaling.